Ilex paraguariensis (yerba mate) is the source of this 895-nucleotide messenger RNA. Lineage: Eukaryota; Viridiplantae; Streptophyta; Magnoliopsida; Aquifoliales; Aquifoliaceae. The record is from the annotation of a GenBank genome assembly.
AUGGCUUCAAGUUCAAGUACAACAGUAAAUGAAAUAGCUCAUGAAUUCCUUCCCUCCUUGCGAGUCUACAAAGAUGGCCGGGUUGAAAGAUAUGUGGGCACCGAGGUCGCCCCAGCAUCAGUGGAUCCUACCGCUGGGGUUCAAUCCAAAGACAUCAAAAUCGUGCCAGACAUUGAGGCAAACAUUAUCGUAGUGUCAGUCAACUACAGACUGGCCCCAGAGCAUCUUCUUCCUGUUGCUUAUGAAGAUUCAUGGGUCGCUGUCAAGUGGGUUGCUUCCCAUUUUAAGGGAGACGGCCAGGAGCCAUGGCUGAAGGACUAUGUUGAUUUUGAUCGCGUGUUUUUCGGUGGAGAUAGUGCAGGUGGUAACAUAGCGCACAACAUGGCCAUGCGGGUCGGGUUAGGGAAAUUGGAUGCUAUCAGGCUCGUUGGGUUACUUCUAAACCAUCCAUUCAUCUGGGGUGAGGAACCAAUAGGUAAUGAAGCUGUUGACAUUAAUUAUAAAGCGCGAGUUGAUAGUUUCUUGCGUUUUGUGAACCCGACAUCUGUUGGAUCCGAUGACCCGCUCAUGAACCCGGGUGUGGAUCCGAAACUUUCAAGCUUAGGGUGCACCAGGGUGCUGAUAUGUGUUGCUGAGAAAGAUCCUUUGAGAGAUAGAGGCUUGUAUUACUGUGAGGUAUUGGCCAAAAGUGGGUGGAAAGGAAAGGUGGAGAAUAUGGAGGCUAAGGGGGAGGACCAUGUGUUUCAUUUGAUUAAUCCUCUUGUGAAAAUGCAGUAGCUAUGCUCAGAAGAAUGGCUUCUUUUUUGAACUUGUAGUUUUAUGUAUGGCUAAGAUUUGUACCUCCCAAAUGGGAUAAUUCAAAAUCAAGACUAUAGUUCUGGGUAGCAAUAACCCG